AUGAAAAAUGAAGAAUAUAAAAGAUUAAUAUCCUUAUGGGGUGUAGAACAUCAAGAAAUAUUGAUGAGUAAUUCUAUCCUUUUUUUAGGUAGUUCACUAUUAAUAUUAGAAAUAUGUAAAGGUUUAUUUUUGAGCGGUGUAUCUAAUUUGACUAUUAUAGACAAUGAAGUAAUAGAUAAAGAUAAUUUAAGAAAUUAUAAAUUAUAUUAUAAUUCAUGUAAUUUAAAUGAUUAUAAAUGUAAAGUGAUAGAAGAAUAUUUAAUAAGAACAAAUAGAAAUAUUAAUAUUAAUAUUAAUUCUAUAAUAGCAAACCCAAUGGAAUAUUUUAAUAAUAUUUUUUUAAAAGAAAGAAAAAAAGUUGAGAAAUAUAAAUGUAAUGAUAAAAUAAAAACACAUAUAGAUAUUGUUAUAUGUAAUUUGAAUGUUAAAGAUAAUAUAUAUAUAGAAAAAUUAUGUAAUAAGCAUAAUAUAAAUGUUAUAACAUGUAAUUACACUAAUAUGAUAGGUUAUUUAAAUAUAUGUUUAAAAGAAAAUAAUCACUUUUAUAUUCAUAAUAAUAAUAAUUAUUAUUAUAAUAGUUUUUUUUUUUAUCAUUAUAUAGCCUUAUCAUUAUUCAACAUACCAGAAAUAAAUGAAUAUGUAAAAAAGAUAGAAUAUACCUCUUUCAAACAUAACCAUGUAACAAAUAAAAUUCUUUUCCUCAUUAAAUGUUAUAAGGAUAUAUAUAAUAUAGAACAAGAAAAAAAAAAUAUAAUAAUAAAUAAAAAUAAAAAUAAAAAUAAUAUUAAUACUAAUAGUAAUAAUAGUAAUAGUAAUAAUAAUAAUAAUAAUAUUAAUAAUUAUGAUAUACAUUCUAGUGAAAUAAUAAAUUGUAAUGAUAUAUUAUUAUAUAUUAAAAACAAAUUACUCUUAACAAGUUUAUCAUUUCCAUAUUGUCAAAAUAUAACACAUGAAUUCUUAACAUUGAACAAUAUAUUAUGUGUAAUAAAAAAAUAUAAAAUUCAAUCUGACAUCCAUAAUUAUCAUAACAAUUUCUCUAUAUCUAAAAAUCAUAUAUCUUUCUUUUUAAUUGUAUAUAAAAGUUUUAUCAAAGAAAAUCAUGAUUUACCCUAUCUAUAUGAUGACAUAAAUUUUGAAGAACAAAAUAUUAAUACAAUUUUAAUGAAAAAAAAACAACAGGAUAUACAAAAAUUAAAAAAUAUAAUUAAUAAGAAAAAAAUCAAAUAUUCUUUUUACAAGCCAUUUACUAUAACUUACUUUCGUUAUUUUUUUUCUCACUUUCAUAAUAUAAGAUAUAUAGCAAAGGAUCAAAUUAAAAAUAACGAUGAAUUAUUGAAGCACUGGCAUAAAUUUUUGUGUCUAUAUGAAUAUAGCAUGGAUAAAAAAGAAAAUAAAAAUAAUAUAUAUAG
Molecule: messenger RNA, 1409 nt
Organism: Plasmodium gaboni
Lineage: Eukaryota; Apicomplexa; Aconoidasida; Haemosporida; Plasmodiidae
Product: putative ubiquitin-activating enzyme E1
Exons: 1
Biological process (GO): protein sumoylation
Cellular component (GO): SUMO activating enzyme complex; cytoplasm
Molecular function (GO): SUMO activating enzyme activity
Source: RefSeq, a predicted model, not a curated record